AUGGCGAUGAUGACUGGCCGUGUGCUGCUGGUGUGUGCCCUCUGCGUGCUGUGGUGCGGUGUCGGCGGUAGAUGUGACGAGGUGGCGGAUUCUGGGGUUGCUGCUGGAAAAGGGAAUGGUGGUAGAAGUGCGGUGGAGCCUGCUGGAAAUUCAGAGCCAGUUCCAGACGCCUCAGAUUUAAGAAUAGAUGUGCUCAAUGUUAAUCAGGCAACAGGAACAUCUACAGGAAAAUCUUUGGAAGGAAAAAAAGUUAACACCGAUCAACAGGAUGUUCUUUCCAGAGAGGAUAAAAAAGAUGGGGGCCCUUCAGAGAAUUUGGAAGAACCUGUGGAAGAUGCUCCAGGAAAUGAAAAAACAAACCUGAAAUUAAAAAAAGAAGAACAAGAAGGAAUACAGCCGCUACAAUCGCAAUCAAAUGUGUCACCGCAUCCGCAGCCAAUACCGCAACAGUCACAAUCGCAACGGCAGCCGCAGCCACAACGAGAAAGAGAAGACGAAGAAACAAAACGGCAGUUGCAACCGCCAUCAGCGCCUCAGCCACACAUUUCUGCCUCAGAAAAGGGUGAAGGUGUUGGCGAGAACAAUACGGGUGGAGAAGGUCAGUCCCCACUGGGAGUACAAGAUAUUGGAAACGAGGAUCCAAAGGCCCCCAGAAAAGGAGACUUAUUAGAGGGUCCAGGUACAAAAUCAGAGAGCAGUGAACAGGUUCAAACGACAGUGCCAAACACAGUAACGCCGGAGCACAAAACCCAAAAUGAAAUGUUAACUCCGGAACAAAAGACGAAUGAAAGCCAAAGCACGGAUACAUCCACGAACAUACCCGAACUACAAAAGGAAAAUAAGGAAUAUCCUGCCUCUACAGAAGCUACGGCGCAGAGUACAUCAACUGGCAGUCAAGAACAAGAAGCUGAGCCAUCUACAAGCGAAGAAUUUUCCCCUUUUGAGGAGGAAGAAUCCACAGGGACGAAGACAACCGAGGAUGCUCAAACUCCGGAUGCUGCGGCGACAGAAAAACGCCAAACUGGAGAUAAUGAAAAGGUUGGCGACAGUGACAGCAGCACCGCGGUCUCCCACACCACCUCCCCUCUUUUGCUUCUUCUUGUUGUUGCGUGUGCGGCUGCUGCGGCGGCGGUGCCCAGGCCUGCAUGA
Trypanosoma cruzi is the source of this 1149-nucleotide messenger RNA. RefSeq names its product mucin-associated surface protein (MASP), putative. Bases 1 to 1149 code for a protein of 382 amino acids. The transcript has a single exon. The record is from RefSeq and is a predicted model, not a curated record. NCBI's taxonomy places the organism in Eukaryota, Euglenozoa, Kinetoplastea, Trypanosomatida, Trypanosomatidae.